GCUAACUUCAGAAUCAUUGAAAUUCAUUGUCUGCUACAUUCACACUCAUGCAAGACGCCAUUAAAAUCGUCAAACUAUAACAUAUCGAGAUAAAAGAAUCACGCACUCAUUCAUUUGUGCGACAUAAACUGAUUUCAACACAGAAUCUAUUUUUUUAAAUAUUGGUUUAAAUAUUAUUUAAUACAAUGGAAAGAUGUUACUUUAUGGGUAGUAAACAAACAACCAUUUUUCAAUGGAAAAUAGGUGACUUUCCUUUAAUCAUGAAAUAUUCUAUGAACAAUCAAGAUGCUCAUACAAUCCUUUCACCGGACUUUCCAUCUGACUGGAAGUCCAAAUGGGAAUUAAAAUUGAAGUUCAAUAAUGAUACAAAGUCGGAAGAAAAAGAAUGGAUAUCAAUAUUUCUUAACUCAAGAUCCAGGACUGAUAACCCAACAUUUAAAGUAAAAUAUUCGCUCUUUAUUUUAGAUAAUGAAAAAGAAAAAAAGUUUGAAAAUGAACUAUACAAAGUUUUUAUAAAAAAUGAAGAUUUUUUCAUUCCAAAGUUUCUUGAAGUGAAUCAAUUACUAGAAAAAAAAGAUACACUGCUACCCGAUAAUGCAUUGACAAUUUGCAUUGAGCUCACUGAGUUUACUGAAAGUUCUUGUCUUAAUUCACCCAUCAUUAAAAUUCCAUUAAAAACUUCGGAUCAUCAAAUUGUCCACGAUUUGAAAGAUCUUUUUGAUAGUAGAGCGGGUAGUGAUGUUGAACUAGUUGUGGGAGAUAUGAGAAUUCCAGCUCACAAAACUUUGCUUAUGACUCGAAGCCCUGUAUUUUCUGCAAUGUUUAUAUAUAAGCUGAAAGAAAACAGAGAAAAUAAAGUUACUAUUCCUGAUAUGGAUCCUGAUACAUGUGAAAAACUGUUAGAAUUUAUUUAUACGGACAAUGUUACUAAUAUUGAUGAAGUUUCUGAACGUUUAUAUGAAGUGGCAGAUAAGUAUCAGUUACCAACUCUUAAAGAGUUAUGUGAAGAAUCAUUUUGUAAAAACGUAAACGUUGAAAAUGCUAUUCAAUAUCUCGUUUUACUUGACCGUCAUAAUACUCGUGGGGAAUUUUUUAAGUAUAUCCUUGAUUUCAUCGCAAUCAAUUCCAAAAAAAUUAUUGAAACCCCGGAAUUUAAAGCCUUGGAAAAAAGUCAUACAGAAUUAUUAAUGACCAUAGUAACAAAAAUUUGCAGUAGCAAAUAAAAAAAACAGAUCAACAUCUUGAUAAUUCAAUACUGUGACAAAAACUGAAUGUUUUUUAAAUUUUUUACUAUCAGUUGUAAUCCCUAAUUUUGACCUUAAUUUAAAUUUUAUUUUUACUUUUUUACAAUUACUGUCGUUCCAACAAUAUAUUAAUUACACUAAUAUAAUCAUUAACAUCUUUUAGUUGAUGCU
Messenger RNA from Microplitis mediator, 1415 nucleotides. RefSeq names its product speckle-type POZ protein-like. Gene Ontology annotation, biological process: proteasome-mediated ubiquitin-dependent protein catabolic process; regulation of proteolysis. Gene Ontology annotation, cellular component: cytoplasm. Bases 186 to 1223 code for a protein of 345 amino acids. The record is from RefSeq and is a predicted model, not a curated record. Gene Ontology annotation, molecular function: ubiquitin protein ligase binding. The transcript is spliced from 3 exons. Lineage: Eukaryota; Metazoa; Arthropoda; Insecta; Hymenoptera; Braconidae.